Messenger RNA from Pseudophryne corroboree (corroboree frog), 7812 nucleotides. It is a transcript of the gene TAF2, whose product is annotated as TATA-box binding protein associated factor 2. Gene Ontology annotation, cellular component: transcription factor TFIID complex. The transcript has 26 exons. The record is from RefSeq and is a predicted model, not a curated record. Bases 304 to 3900 code for a protein of 1198 amino acids. Gene Ontology annotation, molecular function: RNA polymerase II general transcription initiation factor activity; chromatin binding; transcription cis-regulatory region binding. Gene Ontology annotation, biological process: transcription initiation at RNA polymerase II promoter. Lineage: Eukaryota; Metazoa; Chordata; Amphibia; Anura; Myobatrachidae.
CCAGUUUCCCUAAUAAAAGAUGGCGGCGUAAGGCACUAUCACGUGACGCCAGGGGCGGCUGUGAGUGGUCAAUCUGGCCCUCGCGAGAGCCGGCGGCUGCUGGAAGCGGAAGUGCUGCGGUUCAUGGCUUCCUCUGUCCGGGGAAGCGGGAGGGAGACUGGAUGUCGGGGAGAGUGACCGGUCACCAUAGCAACGGGCCCAAGCCGCGCAGGCUGAGGGCCCCCCUGGAGGGCCACGGUCCCUAGGAACAGGCGGAGGAGUUCCUGAGGUCGCAGUGACGCAACGUGGCUCAGAGCUGUCACCAUGAACAAGAAGAAAGGAGACAAGGGCUUCGAGAGCCCCCGGCCGUACAAACUGACACACCAGGUUGUCUGCAUCAACAACAUCAAUUUCCAGCGAAAGUCUGUGAUUGGAUUCGUCGAGCUCACAAUAUUUCCCACUGUCGCUAAUUUGAACCGCAUCAAGCUGAACAGCAAACAGUGCAGGAUAUAUCGCGUGAGGGUUAAUGAUCUGGAGGCGGCUUUCAUAUACAAUGACCCCACCUUGGAAGUCUGUCACCACGAGUCCAAACAGCGGAAUCUUAACUAUUUCUCUACUGCAUACGCAGCGGCUGUCAGCGCAGUUGACCCCGACGCAGGAAAUGGAGAACUCUGCAUCAAAGUCCCUUCUGAAUUAUGGAAACACGUUGACGAGUUAAAGGUGCUGAAAGUAUACAUUGAAUUCUCCCUGGACCAGCCGAAGGGUGGCCUCCACUUUGUUGUUCCCAAUGUGGAGGGCAGUAUGGCAGAAAGGGGGGCUCAUGUCUUUUCCUAUGGAUACCAGAAUUCCACCAGGUUUUGGUUUCCCUGCGUGGACUCGUUCUCUGAGCUCUGCACGUGGAAAUUGGAGUUUACAGUCGACGCCUCCAUGGUGGCUGUUUCCAACGGAGACCUGGUGGAGACUAUUUACACCCACGACAUGAGAAAGAAAACCUUUCAUUACACCCUCGCAAUCCCGACUGCAUCGCCCAACAUCUCUCUGGCCGUGGGGCCUUUUGAGAUUCUUGUGGACCCUUACAUGCAUGAGGUGACCCACUUUUGCCUACCCCAGCUGCUUCCGCUGCUGAAGCACACAACCUCCUACCUCCACGAGGUGUUUGAGUUCUAUGAGGAGAUACUGACCUGCCGGUACCCGUACUCCUGCUUCAAGACUGUAUUUGUAGAUGAAGCGUAUUUGGAAGUCACAGCCUAUGCCUCGAUGAGCAUCUUCAGCACAAACCUCCUGCAUAGUGCAAUGAUUAUUGACCAAACGCCGCUGACUAGAAGGUGUCUCGCCCAGGCGCUCUCCCAGCAAUUCUUUGGCUGCUUCAUAUCUAGAAUGUCCUGGUCUGAUGAGUGGGUGCUGAAAGGCAUUUCUGGUUAUAUUUAUGGCCUCUGGAUGAAGAAAACAUUUGGUGUGAAUCAGUAUCGGCACUGGAUCAAAGAAGAGUUGGAUACGAUAGUGGCCUACGAAUUGAAAACGGGCGGUGUGCUCCUGCACCCAAUGUUUUCUGCUGGGAAAGAGAAGGACAACCCGGCUUCCCACCUUCAUUUCUCCAUAAAACACCCGCAUACAUUGUCCUGGGAGUACUACAGCAUGUUCCAGUGUAAGGCUCACCUGGUCAUGAGACUGAUUGAGAAUCGCAUCAGUAUGGAGUUCAUGCUGCAGGUUUUCAACAAGCUUUUAAGCCUGGCCAGCACGGCCUCCUCUCAGAAGUUCCAGUCUCACAUGUGGAGUCAGAUGCUGGUUUCCACAUCUGGCUUUCUGAAAUCCAUAUCCAACGUGUCUGGAAAAGACAUCCAGCCUCUAAUAAAGCAGUGGGUAGACCAGAGCGGAGUGGUGAAGUUUUAUGGCAGCUUUGCUUUUAAUCGAAAACGAAAUGUUUUAGAAUUGGAAAUAAAACAGGACUACACUUCCCUGGGAACGCAGAAAUAUGUGGGCCCCCUCAAAGUGACUGUCCAGGAACUUGACGGAUCUUUUAACCACACCUUACAGAUUGAAGAGAACAGCUUGAAGCAUGACAUUCCCUGUCACUCAAAGAGCAGAAGAAACAAGAAGAAGAAAAUUCCGCUGAUGAAUGGGGAAGAGGUGGACAUGGAUCUUUCUGCAAUGGAUGCCGAUUCCCCGUUACUCUGGAUUAGGAUUGAUCCAGACAUGUCGGUGCUGAGGAAGGUGGAGUUCGAGCAGGCCGAUUUCAUGUGGCAGUAUCAGCUGCGCUACGAGCGGGACGUGGUUGCCCAGGAAGAAUCCAUCCUAGCUCUGGAAAGCUUCCCCACCCCGGCCUCUCGCCUGGCCCUGACUGACAUCCUCGAGCAGGAGCAGUGCUUCUAUAGGGUGCGAAUGAUGGCGUGCUUCUGCCUGGCCAAGAUUGCGAACUCCAUGGUGAGUACGUGGACAGGCCCACCGGCGAUGAAAUCCCUCUUCACGCGCAUGUUUUGCUGCAAGAGCUGCCCAAACAUUGUGAAAACCAACAACUUCAUGAAUUUCCAGAGCUACUUCCUGCAGAAGACUAUGCCGGUGGCUAUGGCUUUGCUGAGAGAUGUUCACAACCUGUGUCCAAAAGAUGUUCUUUGCUUUAUCUUAGACCUUAUUAAAUACAAUGAUAACCGAAAGAACAAGUUUUCAGAUAAUUACUACAGGGCAGAACUCAUUGAUGCUCUUUCCAAUUCCGUGACCCCCGCAGUGAGUGUGAACAAUGAAUCCCGGACACUGGAUAAUCUGAACGCUGAUGUCCGCCUUAUUUUGGAGGAGAUAACUCGCUUUCUCAAUAUGGAGAAACUUCUCCCCAGUUACAGGCAUACUAUAACGGUCAGCUGCUUGCGUGCCAUCCGGGUGCUUCAGAAGAACGGGCAUGUGCCCAGUGACCCGACUGUCUUUAAGUCCUAUGCCGAGUAUGGGCACUUCAUCGAUGUCCGCGUUGCAGCCUUAGAAGCAGUUGUUGACUACACAAAGGUGGACAGAAGCUACGAGGAUUUACAGUGGCUGCUGAAGAUGGCUCAGGAUGACGCUCUGCCAUAUAUAAGGCACAAGAUCUUUUACAUGUUAUCAAAGAACCCACCUUUCACCAAGAACAUGGAGUCUCCGUUGUAUACUGAAACUCUUGUGGACCAACUAUGGAAGCUUAUGAAUUCAGGCACCUCUCAUGAUUGGAGACUGCGGUGCGGCACCAUGGAUCUGUACCACACGCUGUUUGGCCUCAGCAGACCCGCGUGCUUGCCGUUGCCAGAACUCGGAUUAGUCCUUAAUCUGAAAGAGAAGAAAGCUGUGCUGAACCCCACUAUCAUUCCAGAGCCGGUAACCAUCAGCCUGGACCCUCUGCCAAAUGCCAACAUGCACGGACAGGUCGCAGGAUUUCAGAACAACGAGGAAGACUCCAAAGAGACUGUGUCCAUGGCAAUCGCUCAUCUGCAAGGCCUGAAACGGAAAGCAGAGGCUCCUCUUGAGUCAUCUCUGGAACCUGGGCAGGUACUGGAGAAGAAUGAGGACAGCAGUAAAGUGAAACUCAAAAUCAGAUUCUCAAACUCGCAAGAAGAAGAGGAAAUUGACAUGGACACGGUGCAUGACAGCCAGGCAUUCAUAUAUCAUCACUUAAACAUGCUGGAAAGGCCAUCAACACCAGGAAAGGAACAAUCUUCUAUGGAGUUACACAUGCUCUCUGUCCCCCAAAUACCCUUGUCGUCUUUCAUCAAAGAGUCCAGUUCGUCCAAGCACAGCGACCACCACCACCACCAUCACCAUGACCACAAGAAGAAAAAGAAAAAGCACAAACACAAGCAUAAGCACAAACACAAGCACGAAAGCAAAGAAAAAGAGAGGGAGCCCAUGCCGUUUAACAGCCCAGCCAGCGGGAGAUCCAUCCGGUCUCCCUCCCUCUCCGACUGACCAAGAGCAUUCAUGGAACGAGCCGGAAUAAUACUGCCCCAGUGGAGCAGCGGACGUGGGCUAGGUAUAGUGAAAGCGACGCAUUGAAGCUCCAUUGCCACAGUAUACCUGCGCGCAGACAGGACAGCGCAGUCUUCGUUCUGAUGUAGUUUAGUGCUGCGUCUCUCUAACUUGCUGGUGGUCUCUUGGCGUAAGGAUCCAGUACUAGUAAAAGAAACAUUCUUCACUUAUUGCCAGCACAGGAGGAAUCAAAGCCGCCAUUCCAGCACAUUUCCAAAGAACACUUGUGAAUAAGACUAUUGGCUUUGACAAUGUGAGUUGGGGUCUGUUUUUGAUGCCACGGCCCCCAUCUGAAACCUAUUCAAAAAAGUUUUAAGAAAACAUUUUUCAUUCGGUUCUAAACUCUUGUUUCCACGGACUUCUAGCAACCAAGAACGAGGAAGGAUAUUUAUGUGGUUCUGAGGUGCAGACUGCUACUUUUCCCACAUAUUCGUAUGUUUCCAAUAAUGGAAAACUCAGCAGUAUUCCGAUACAAGCCGCCACCACUAACCGCUAUCGAUGAAAUCUGCGUGGCAGGAGCACAUGGAGAGAUACGGUGGUACAUACUGUAGCCAGCAGUCGGCGGUGUUAUAACCCUGCGUGUGGAGGCUGUCUCCUGGUAGCUGCGUCUUGGUUUAAAUAGAAGAUUUUUAUUUUCCUUUUAAAUCGAUAUCCCAUGCAAAACGUUUUUUACAAUUCUAAAUUUUUACCUUUAAAUAAAAUGGAGAAACAAUGGGGAUUGUAUUAUGAUAAUCGUGACAAAACAGUUUGCUAUCGUUUUUUAUUCAUGGAAAAUAAUGCAGAUGCAAAGCAGGAUUUUGCAGGCAUGAACCCAUAUUAAAAAUAACAAAUUAGAGCCAGCAAGAUAUACAUAACCUUUUUGCUUGCGAAAUGUGUUUAUUUGCAGUUUUGUGAGAUCUGCGCCCUUGCUGAAUAUACAGCGGCACAACGUUGCUAAGCGUUGAAACGUCCAUUACACGUCCUUAAACAGAACACUAUUUUCUAUAGAUAGGUAAAGUAUCAUAACACAGAUGGCUGACCGUGAUUCUUCCUCAAUCUCCCCUUUUGAGCCUUGUCAUAACUGUGAAGUCAGUACUGCAGCAUAGUCCAGUUGGGAUCAGUACGAAAUCCCGCUGGACGGGAUUCCGGCGGUCGGAAUACAGACACCGGAAUCCCGACCAGCACAAUCCCGAUGGGGGCGAGCGCAACGCAGCCCCUUGCGGGCACGGUGUCUCGCUUUGCUUGGCACACUAAUUUAUUCUCCCUCUAUGGGUGUCGUGGACACCCACGGAGGGAGAAUAUGUCGGGAUUGUGCCGGUCGAGAUUCCAGUGUCGGUAUUCCGACCACCGGGAUUGCGGCCGGCGGGAUCUUGACCGCAUCCCGUCCAGUGAUACAGCAGCUAAUGUGUUUGUGUUCCGAUACCAGGGAUGGGGCACCCCAGCAAUGCCUUAUAACAUAGGGGCAAAUGUAUGAAGCCUGCAGAAGUGAUAAGGGCAAGAUGAUAACACACCAGCCAAUCAGCUCCUGUCACUUUACAUAUUGGAGCUGAUUGGCUGGUGUGUUAUCACCUUGCACUUAUCACUGCUUUAUCACUUCUCCAGGCUUAAUACAUCUGCCCCAUAAUUACUGAAAACGAGAAUGGUCAAAUCUAAGCCCAAUAAUAAACAAGAGGGGUGUGGUUCAUAGGUUCAACAGUGUCUAGGUCGACCACUAUUGGUCAACAGUAACUAGGUCGACAGCGUCUCUAGGUCGACAUGAGUUUUUCAUUUUUUUAUUUUUAUUUUUUUUUGUCGUUUUCUCCGUACAGUGACGGGGAACCCCAAUUAGUGCACCGUGAUCCCCUCGCAUGGCUCACUUCGCUCGCCAUGCUUCGGGCAAGGUGCCUUGCUCCACUACCGUUGCACUCGGCACAGGUUACCGUUCCCAAUCGUAGUCCUCGUGGAUUGUUACAUAUGAAAAAGUAAAAAAAAAAAAAAGUUUCCAAAAACAACAACUCAUGUCGACCUUUUGACCUGUCGACCUAGAGACCCUGUCGACAUUGACACCAUGUUGACCCAGUUACUGUCGACCAGUAUCGGUCGACCUAAAAAUUGACCUAGAGACCGGAUCCCAAACAAGAGUGUUUAACAUUAGAUAUAUCUAAUAAAUGCUUAUGAAACGCCAUGUUUAUAGUCUUGAAAAUCGUUGUGUAUUAUUACAGGUUGAGUAUUCCAUAUCCAAAUAUUCCGAAAUACGGAAUAUUCCGAAAUACGGAAUUUUUUGAGUGAGAGUGAGAUAGUGAAACCUUUGUUUUCUGAUAGCUCAAUGUACACAAACUUUGUUUAAUACCCAAAAUUAUUAAAGAUAUUGUAUUACAUGACCUUCAGGCUGUGUGUAUAAGGUGUAUAUGACACAUAAAUGAAUUGUGUGAAUGUAGACACACUUUGUUUAAUGCACAAAGUUAUUAAAAAUAUUGGCUAAAAUGACCUUCAGGCUGUGUGUAUAAGGUGUAUAUGAAACAUAAAUGCCUUCUGUGCUUAGACUUAGGUCCCAUUGACAUGAUAUCUCAUUAUGGUAUGCAAUUAUUCCAAAAUACGGAAGAAUCCGAUAUCCAAAAUACUGCUGGUCCCAAGCAUUUUGGAUAAGGGAUACUCAACCUGUAUAAAAAAAAAAAAAUAUUUUAGGCUGUUUCCAUCAUUCGAAUGUGAGUUUCGUUAUUUAUUUAUUUUUUUUGCUUUUUUUUAAAGUUCAAAAUGAGGCUAGAGAUACACAGGUGAAAUGCAGCCUUCAGUCCAAUCACACAAUUAGUGUAUUAAUAUAAUACACUUUCCCUAUUUUGCACAAUGUUGACUUAGGGUCACGUUUAACCGAUGUUAAAAUUGCCUGUGUAGCCCUUUAAUAGAAUUCAACUUAGCAUUUUUAGUUUACAUCAAAUAUACUUUUUAAUUGUUUUAGCAUGUUUAUAUUUAUUUUGCCGUACAAAAGUGAACAUCUUUACAGUAGUCUUUGUAGUGUAGAGUAGCAAUGAAUUGGAUAUUUUUUGUAUAUGCUAAAUUAGUUGCAGGACAGUGUUAAAAAUAUAUAGGUUUCCAUUACAAUAAAGGUGGUCAUUCCGAGUUGUUCACUCGUUGCCGUUUUUCGCAACGGAGCGAUUAGGUGGAAAAUGCACAUGCACAUGGUACACAGCGCGCAUGUGUUCAGUAAUUUAACACAAAACUUUGGAGAUUUGCUCGAGCGACAUUUUUCAGCGCUCGAGUGAUCGUGGUGUGAUUGACAGGAAGUGGGUGUUUCUGGGCAGAAACUGAGCGUUUUCCGGGAGUGUGCUAAAAACGCAGGCGUGCCAGGUAAAAACGCAGGAGUGGCUGGAGAAACGGGGGAGUGGCUGGCCGAACGCAGGGCGUGUUUGUGACGUCAAAGCAGGAACUAAACGGACUGAGGUGAUCGCAAUCUAGGAGUAGGUCUGGAGCUACUCAGAAACUGCAAGGAAUUAUUUAGUAGCAGUUCUGCUAAUCUGUAGUUCGCUAUUCUGCUAAGCAAAGAUACACUCCCAGAGGGCGGCGGCCUAGCGUUUGCAAUGCUGCUAAGAACAACUAGCGAGCGAACAACUCGGAAUGACCACCAAAAUGCAGAGUUCAGCUACGUUCAUUGAAAACCCUCAACUGUUAUUGAUGUCACUUUGUGGUUUUUUUACAAAUUCUUUAGUAACUGUAUAUUUCUAAAUCACACAGAUAUGAUGGCGUUACCUGUACUAAUCACUGGGGUUGCCUCUGUGUCUUACUCUUACUAAUAAGUCAUUUUACCUCUGUGUUCUGCAGAACAGUGUCCUGAGCGAAGCACAAAUAAUUGUUUACACUUGUUGGAUUCUCCCAGAAAUAAAAAUUCAUUAUAAAUUG